This is a messenger RNA of Hibiscus syriacus, 1894 nucleotides long. RefSeq lists its product as uncharacterized. The transcript is spliced from 2 exons. NCBI's taxonomy places the organism in Eukaryota, Viridiplantae, Streptophyta, Magnoliopsida, Malvales, Malvaceae. The coding region runs from base 135 to 1829 and encodes 564 amino acids. Gene Ontology annotation, molecular function: protein binding. The record is from RefSeq and is a predicted model, not a curated record.
CUGUCUCUCUAUAAAUAUAUAAAUGCGCAUGAUUUAAGAGCAAGAUAGCAAAAAGAGAAGGAAGGUUCAUGAUUGAUCGAAUUUGAUUCUUCCUCAACAAGGAUAAUAGCAUUUGAUAAGGGGGAAAAAAACACAUGGCUGUGUCUCCAUGUUUAAGUGGUAAUGAUGAGAAGAAACACUGGUGGCUUACCAAUAGAAAGCUUGUAGAUAAGUACAUUAAAGAUGCAAAGUGCCUGGUUGCGACGCAAGGAGAAGACGAGAUUGCUUCAGCUCUCAACCUUCUUGACUCGGCUUUGGCACUUAUGCCUCGUCUCGAGACCGCUCUUGAACUCAAAGCCAGAUAUUUGCUGCAUCUGAGGCGUUUUAGGGAUGUUGUUUAUAUGCUUCAGGAUUACAUUCCGAGUUUGAAAAUGUCAACCGACGACUCUGGCUCCGUUUCCUCUGAUAACUCGUCUCAGCAGCUGUCGAGGGAGCGAGUCAAGCUUCUUCCUUCUAGUGACUCGUCCUCGGACUUAUCUAGGACUGACCCGUCCUUCAAAUGCUUCUCUGUUUCCUAUUUGAAGAAGAAACUCAUGGCCGGGUUGUGGAAGAAUGGUGAGAAAGAAGGGAAGUGGAGGUAUUUGGUGCUAGGCCAAGCAUGUUUCCAUAUAGGCUUAAUGGAGGACGCUAUGGUUCUCCUCCAAACGGGGAAACGCCUGGCUUACGCCGCGUUCCGCCGUGAAAGCAUUUGUUGGUCUGACGAUAGCUUCUCCAUCUCUGCUGCCGCCGCCGCCGCCACAAUGCCUCCUUCCACCCCUCCACAGAACCCCACAUCUCUCUCCGAAUCAGAAAACAUUUUCCAGCUUCUCUCCCACAUCAAGCUCCUCAUCCGCCGUAGAACCGCCGCCAUUGCCGCCUUGGAUGCCGGCAUAUACUCCGAAGCCAUCCGCCAUUUCUCCAAAAUCGUAGACGGUCGCCGCCCUGCCCCGCAAGGGUUUCUCGCCGAGUGUUACAUGCAUCGAGCAUACGCCUACAGGGCCUUGGGUCGCAUAGCUGAGUCAAUCUCCGAUUGUAACAAAACCAUCGCUCUUGACCCGACUUGCAUCGAAGCGCUUGACACCAGAGCCUCCCUUUUGGAAACCAUCCGCUGCUUACCGGACUCUUUACACGAUUUCGAACACUUAAAACUGCUUUACAGUUCGAUUUUGCGAGAUCGAAAGCUUCCCGGCCCUGUCUGGAAGCGUCACAAUGUGACGUACAAAGAGAUUCAAGGGAAACAAUGUGCCUUAACGAGUAAAAUUCAACAAUUGAAACGAAUAAUUGCUUCAGGGGAGACUGGAAACGUUGAUUACCAUGCAUUGAUCGGUUUAAGGCGUGGAUGUUCAAGGUCUGAACUGGAGAGGGCUCAUUUAUUAUUCUGUUUAAGACACAAACCCGAUAAAGCUACCAGCUUUAUCGAUCGAUGCGAGUUUGCCGAUCACCGUGAUCUCGACUUGGUUAAAGACCGAGCCAAGAUGUCGGCUUUGGUCCUUUACAGAUUGCUUCAAAAGAGUUAUUCCAGCGUUAUGUGUACGAUUAUGGAAGAAGAAGCAGCCGAGAAGAGAAGGAAGAAAGCUGCAAUUCAAGUGAAGCAAACCCAUUAUUGUAAGUCUAAAUCGGAAACUGAAACAAGUCUGGGUUCUUCAACAAGUUUGAGUGGGAGUGAAAACAAAAGCACCCCAAUUAGCUCGAACACAAACGUGUUCCAAGGUGUGUUUUGCAGGGAUCUUGCUGUAGUUGGGAACCUGUUGUCACAAGUGGGGUUCAAUCGUCCACUUCAAGUCAAAUAUGAGGCACUCAGCAGCUGUUGAUUGAGAAAGGGCAGAAGAAGAAUCUCUGCUUCAUUUUCUUUGCCAAUUUUUAGUGUCUUCUGUCG